AUGAUUGCAUUUGAAUUGGCGGGUGCUCCUGAAAUAUUUAAACCCGAGAUUGCCACUUUACUAAAAGAGUUUGGUAUCGAGUAUCACAACUACAGUUUGAACCUGAAGGUUAAAGUUUAUGAUCUGAAAAAUCUCAUUGACACCACCAAAUUUGUGAACAAUACAGUGAGAUUGGUAUUAACUGCUCAAAAGUUUACCAAGUUUUCUUUGAAAGUCAAGAAUACAAAGAUCUUUGGUGAUACAAGCCAAUGA
Messenger RNA from Lodderomyces elongisporus, 252 nucleotides. RefSeq lists its product as uncharacterized. The transcript has 4 exons. Bases 1 to 252 code for a protein of 83 amino acids. Lineage: Eukaryota; Fungi; Ascomycota; Pichiomycetes; Serinales; Debaryomycetaceae. The record is from RefSeq and is a predicted model, not a curated record.